Messenger RNA from Fonsecaea nubica, 783 nucleotides. RefSeq lists its product as hypothetical. The coding region runs from base 1 to 783 and encodes 260 amino acids. Lineage: Eukaryota; Fungi; Ascomycota; Eurotiomycetes; Chaetothyriales; Herpotrichiellaceae. Gene Ontology annotation, molecular function: oxidoreductase activity, acting on the CH-OH group of donors, NAD or NADP as acceptor. The transcript is spliced from 2 exons. The record is from RefSeq and is a predicted model, not a curated record.
AUGCCAUCUUAUCUCGUGACAGGCGCCAACCGUGGCCUUGGUUAUGGGUUCGUGAAGUUUCUGGCCAAAAAUCCAGAAAAUACAAUUGUCGGCAUUGUCCGAAACAAAGAGGCCGCAGACAAGUCGGUUGCUGCAGAUGGCCUCAAGAACGUUACCAUGAUCCAGGCUGAAGUCGUCGAUCUCAAGUCGCUGUUGGCGGCCAGAGAAAAAGUGGCACACAUCACUGGCGGUUCCCUUGACUAUCUGAUCAACAAUGCGGCCUAUAUUGACAGCACAAGCCAGGGCAAAAGUCUCGAUGACUUUGAAGACUCGCCCGAAGCUCUGGACAAAGCUCUUGUUGACUCGUUCAAUGUCAAUGUCGUGGGAGUGAUCCACGUCAUCAACGUCUUCCUUCCGCUGAUCAAGAAGGGAACUCAAAAGAAAGUGGUCGUGAUCUCCAGUGGAAUGGCUGAUCCUGACCUCGUCAACUCGGGGAUCUCCACCGACGCGCCUUACACCAUCAGCAAGGCUGCGGUAAACAUGGCCAUCUGCAAAUAUAAUGCAAAGUACAAGAAGGAAGGUAUUCUGUUCUUUGCGCUGUCGCCCGGCGUGGUCGCGACCUGGGAGGGAACACAGGAGCCUCCUUCAGUGAUACAGGACCUCAGAAAGAUGGUUCCAGAUUGGCCGGGCCCUCUGACUCCUCUGGAGUCGGCCGAGGCCUGCGUGAAGGUGAUGCACGAUUUCAAUGCGGAAGAACAUGGUGGUUCUUUUGUGUCCCAUCAUGGCAACAAGCAGUGGUUGUGA